Molecule: messenger RNA, 7174 nt
Organism: Hemicordylus capensis (graceful crag lizard)
Lineage: Eukaryota; Metazoa; Chordata; Lepidosauria; Squamata; Cordylidae
Gene: SERINC5
Product: serine incorporator 5
Exons: 12
Coding region: 539-1927 (462 amino acids)
Cellular component (GO): membrane
Source: RefSeq, a predicted model, not a curated record
CGCCGCUUUUCACUUUGGAGCUCACGGCUUGCGACGACGACGCAGGUGCUCUCACCUCGCCUCCUACUUCCAGCUAGACUCGCCUUCCUCCCUUUCGUAGGCGGGCGAUUCCCAUUCUCUUGCACCGGAAAGCCAUUCAUCUGCUUCUAAACAAACUGACGACAGCGGAAGCUUGCACGCUCUUAGGGCUGGGCUCGAGCUGCCCAUCCCAUUCCCAGCAGCAGCCCAGAGACAGCUUGCGAAAGGAGGGAGGGAGGGAAGGUGGGAAUCUCGGCAAUUCCGUGUUGCUGCUGCUGCUUCUUCUCAGCGGGAGGGGAGCGCUCUUCCCUGGAGGCCCCGUCAAGCGCUCUAGGGGGCGCAUGUGCGCUCCCCCUGCGCGCCCGGGCGGCGAAGAGGAAGGGCUUGGCAGAGGAAGAGGUCUCAGUUGCGCCUGGGCUUGCUUGUCCGCGGAGCGCGCUGACGCACGGAGGACGGGGGCAGGUGGCUGGUGCGGAGGGGAGGGCUGCGCCUCGAGCCCCCGUGGCCGUCUGAGACGACCAUGUCUGCGCCCUGCUGUGUCGGCCAGUUGGCCUGUUGCUGUGGUACUGCUGGAUGUUCACUUUGCUGCAAAUGGUGUCCCAAGAUAAAGCAGUCAACCAGUACCCGCUUUAUGUAUGCGCUCUAUUUCAUCUUGGUGACUCUCGUCUGUUGUGUCAUGAUGUCAGCAACAGUAGGAGAAGCAAUGAAAGAUCAUAUUAGCUUUUUUGAUACGAUAUGCCAACGUAUACAACAAAGCCAAACAUGUCCAAAGCUGGUGGGCUACUCUGCAGUUUACAGAGUGUGUUUUGGAAUGGCCUGCUUCUUCUUCAUUUUCUUCUUACUCACAAUCAAAAUCAACAAUAGCAAAAGCUGCCGUGCAUACAUUCAUAAUGGAUUUUGGUUCAUUAAACUUCUAGUCUUGGCAGCCAUGUGCUCAGGAGCCUUUUUCAUUCCAGACGAGAAUACCUUUACUCAUGCAUGGCGUUAUGUAGGAGCUGCAGGAGGAUUCCUCUUUAUCCUCAUUCAACUCAUUCUGCUUGUAGAAUUUGCGCAUAAAUGGAAUAAGAACUGGACAUCUGGCACAAGGCACAAUAAACUCUGGUAUGGCUCCUUAGCUUUUGUGACUCUCAUGUUGUACUCCGUCGCUGUUGGAGCUCUGAUUGUGAUGGCUGUUCUUUACACCCGGGCUGAUGGCUGCAAUUUUAACAAGAUCUUGCUUGGUGUCAAUGGUGGUCUGUGCCUGCUUAUUUCAAUGGUAGCCAUCUCUCCCUGUGUCCAAAACCGUCAGCCACAUUCUGGAUUGUUACAGUCAGGUGUUAUAAGCUGCUAUGUCAUGUAUCUCACCUUUUCAGCACUCACAAGCAAACCAAAAGAAUUUGCCCUAGAUGAGAAUAAGAGGAACAUCACAAUCUGUGAACCCGAAUUUGGCCAAGGGCUGCAAACAGAUGAGAACUUGGUGACUGGACUGGGAACUACCAUCCUGUUUUGCUGUGUCUUAUAUUCUUGCCUGACCUCGACAACACGUGCAAGUUCUGAAGCACUGAGAGGAAUAUAUGCAACGCCAGAAACUGAAAUAGCUCGCUGCUGCUUCUGCUGUACUCCUGAUGGAGAUGCUGAUGUUGAAGAGCCUGUUGGCAGAAGGGGAGGCCAAAAAGUAAUUUAUGAUGAAAAGAAGGGCACUGUGUAUAGCUAUGCCUAUUUCCACUUUGUGUUCUUCCUGGCUUCUCUUUACGUCAUGAUGACCAUCACCCACUGGUUCAAUUACAAAAAUGCUGCAAUUGAAAAUUUUUUGGUUGGAACCUGGUCCAUAUUCUGGAUUAAGAUGGCUUCCUGUUGGUUUUGUGUCCUCCUCUAUUUAUGGACUCUGCUUGCUCCUCUGUGCUGCCCGACCAGAGAGUUCUCAGUGUGAAACUUCUCCCUGUACAAGAGUCCAGUGGUUUUGGAAAUAGAAAAACUAUCCUAUCUACUAGCUGUCCUAACAUUGUUAGUUAGGAUUCUGCUUUCUCUCGUAUGAAACUGUACACUUUGAGACUUUUUUAUUUUUAUUUUCUUUUGUACACUUUUUUAUUUUUUAUUUUCUCUUUACAUUAUUUGAACUUUAAAAGCCUGAAGGAAUACAUCUAGUCAAAAGCAACAAGGGGUCAAAAAUAUAUCCCAGAAUAAGCAGAACAGCUUUUAAAUUUACAGACUGUCUGUUGUGCAAAUGUAUGUGUUGUAUGGUUUUUGCAAUGAUACUUUGUCAGUCCACACAGACUUUUGAUAUCCAGUUGUGCUUUUGCUGAAAAUAUGAAACAAAUUGGUAUAGAAUAACAAAAUUGAAACCUUGAUCAGGAUACUGUUCCAAUAGGUGGGAAUAGCAUCCACUCAAGGGUUUCUUCUUCCUUAGUAUCUUCUUCUUAGUAUUAGAUGCUCAUAGUAAAUUAUUGCAAAUGUGGAUUGUGGAAGAAAGGACUUGUGGUUGUAGAAAUAUUUAUUUAUGGUAUUAAUGAAAGGCACUACUACUACGUUUGUAGUCAUUGUAAUGAAAGGCACCUUUAUGAAUCACUGGGUGACAUGAUGUGUAACCUAAAAUUUUGCCUGGUAUGCCAGACACUGUAAAUGUUGGUGCAAUUAAUGAGCAAUUAUUAUGGGCCACUCUGGGAGAAAAUGCAUCUGAUGCAAUAUUUAGAAUAGUACCACUGAGCAACAAAAUGUAAGUUUUGCCUAUGUAACCGGAGCUAAGUUAAUAAAUCAGAGGAGUUUUUGAAAGGGUGCAGUCCUCUUAGAAAUGUGAUCUAUUGGAGUGAAAUAUAGAAACUAAGAAAUCAAGAGAAGAGUUGUAUUGCAAAGUAAUUUUAUACUAAAGAAAAGUCAGGAAUAUUGAACAUUAUCUCAAGAGGGUUUUUUGUUUUUGUCCAUUACUUCUUUAGAUAUCAGAUGUUAUCCUUAAAUACAUUUUGAUAUAAUUAUUUCAAAGUGCAAUUAUGGAUAGAGACUAUAGAAAAAGGAGAUAUUACAAUAUCUGGGGUCUUAAAAAUGGCAUCUUCAUGCAGAAUUAACAUUUUGCCUUUCUAACUCCUAAUUAAGUUGAACUUCAUGCCUUUCCCAUGCCCACCAAAGAUCGCUUCUCCCUAGGAUCAGGGCUGACUUUUUAAAAGUUAUUCUUCCAUGUGAAGAGAGUAGUCCUGGGAAUAGAAACUCAUACAUACUUAACCUCAUUAAUCCAUUUAAUCUGAGUCUUAGAUAAGCACACAUAAGAUGUUAGCAUAUUGCUUGUUGUCUAGGUAGGCAGCUGUGCUUAACAUAAGAACAGCCCUUCUGGUUCAGGUCCAAGGCCUUUCUGGUCCUGCAUCCUGUUUCACACAGUGACCCACCAGAUGCCUCGGGAAGCCCACAAGCAAGAGCCAGGUGUCAUGUGACUUUGUCAUGUGCAAGGGGGCGUGGCCUGGGCUGCUGAGAGCCCGAAUGAGCAGGGUCAGCUGCCUAAUAGGACGUUUUCCCCUUUCUCUCCCUCCAGAGAGGGAGAGGAAGGGGAAAAUGUUCUAUUGGGCAGUCGGAGCUGCCUGAAAUACUUGGCAGAGAGUUUGCCUGGGCUCACCUGGGCAUGGGAGGGGUGAGUUUGCUCUGGGCUCCUAUGGAGCCUGAGCCACACAGGGCGGGGCUCUCUCGGUGGCUUUUUGCCAUUGGCGGCCUGGGUUCUUUGAACCCUUUCACCCAAUGGUGGCUCCGCCCCUGGCAAGAGCUGAGGGUAUGCCAUCUCUCCUGCUGUUACUCCCCUGCAACUGGUAUUGAGAGGCAUCUUUUCUCUGAGGCUGGAGGUGGCAUGUACCUUGAUACACAUGCUACCAUUUCAGAUCAAAAUAAAUAAUUGGCAACCAUUUAGUAAUAACAUUCUGCUAAAACUGAGCUUCCAAGUUCUAGUAGACAACCUUCAAAGUAGCAUAUGCACCUUUUCAUUUAAAGAUUUAGUAGUAAUGGUGCUGCCUGCUUAUGUGAUGUUACCAUGCUUUUGAUUUGUAUGUACUGUAUUAAUUGCAACAAUGGCUCUCAUUUGAUAUUUCCUGAUAUAGGAGAUGGCAGACAUCUGUUGUUAAUGGUGUACAGGUUUUCAAAGCAAAGUAUGAGUUUUUGCCUUUCCCUCAGCCAGCAAAGGGUUGAACCAAUAGACAGUAUCACCUUUUCUAUUUGUCUCUUACUUAUUUAUUUCCUUAUUUAUUUUUCUCCAUAGACUUUAUGGAGUUAGCCCCCAUAUAAGCAUAUAGGGAAGCUGCUUUCACUAGUACUUUGUAGUGGCUGGGAAUGUUCUGAAGCAGAAGGCAUCAGUGCUGCUUAAGAAGCGUAGUGAAUAUCCUUAGUCAGUCAGGGUAUUAAGGGAAGCCCAAUUUUCUGACAUAGAGCUAGUGACACCUGGCUUCUGCUCAGAUCAUUGUCAUAAAAUCCAGCUUGCAUGCAUUAAAGAAAAAACUUGGAAAAUCAGUCUCCAUGUUUUGUCAAAAUACUUAGAAAUUUAUAUGCCUCUGAUUGCAUGUUAACUUAACCAUGUAUGCUGUACCAAGCAGUCCUUUCUGAUUAAUAUCUUUCUGAUUAAUACUACCUUAAUAACUAUCUGGGUGUUGAACACACUGUUUUUCUGUGAAACCUAGUUCUCCUUAGUAUCUUAAUAUGGAAUGUUCUUGAAAAUUGAUUGGAGUUUCCAGUCUGAAAUUCAAAAUGUUAGAGCUGUAUGCAAUAGAAGAGCUGUACAGCUUAUAAGAGAAUUUGCAUAGGGUGAUUAUUACUGGAUAGUUUAAUUAUUGGAUCAUUGCACAGGUUUUUGCCUUCUGUCAAUGCUUAAAAAGGGAGCUAGGGUGUACUCAGGAAGAAGAAAUGGUGCUACUGUUUAAAAGUGACCUUAGUCAUCUCCACAAUUCUUGCUGGAAUAAGUUCUUGGAGACUUUUCUAAUGCUCAGUCUAGCCUCUAUGUUAUAAUAUCUGGAGAGAGGAAAGUGAAUGUGUAAUGCCAUAGACUGUUGUUGCUAAUGACAAAGUGAAGUAUGCAACUUGUUGGUUUUCAAUCAUAACCCUGACAAAUCUUGGGGACCAUGUUCAGAUAAUGUUUUUACACUAUUGACCACUUUCCCUGAUGUAUCUCUGUACUUUAUAAUCUGAAGGACAGAAUUCUGCAAAAAAAUAAUUGUGGCUUACAUUCUAUGCAGUGAGCCUUCAGUCUAAGAGAGGUGUGCUCACUGUUUCUGUGGCACCCAAACCCCACUGGCCGAGGCAUAGUAAGGUUGAAGGAGGCCCUCAGAUGAGAUUUCAUGCCGCCCGCCGCUGCCACCUACCUCCACAACCACUGCCUGCCUUCUUGACAUGUUGGCAUAGUCUGAUGAUGUCAGCACAAGCUUGCUGCCCCAUGCGAGUGUGAGAACAGGCCUGCAUCUUUUUCUUUCUGGGACAGGGCAGCUCCACAUUCAGCAACAUGGCCAGAGCUGGGCCCAAGCGAGGAUUGAGCAGCAACCUCCAAGCAUCCAGUGCAGUAUUCCCUCUAACAGGGAUUCCCAGAUGUUGUCGACUACAACUCCCAUAAUCCCCUAGCAAAGGCUAUUACAGCUGGGGAUGUUGGGAGUUGGAGUCAACAACAUCUGGGAAUCCCUGUUAGAAGGAACAGUGAUCCAGUGCAGGGGUGGGGCUCAGGAGGGCAUGACAGGUGCCCCCUCCCCCCGCAUUGGCAGCCCAUGUGCAGCUGUACCAUCUGCCCACUUUGUGGCUGCAUGCCCAUCACUGGCUCUGUUUCCAAAGGUGGGGAGGCUCCAUGCCUACUACAGAGUGUGUCUGCUGCACUUCAAACAAUAGUCCCACCAUUCCUAACAGGAGUAGCAGUGGAAGUGUGAUGACUGACUCCUUAGUGGGCACAGAGCCUCCCCACAUUCGGAAGGAGUGCUGGCAGGGUCCAAAGUACCAUACAAGCAGCAAGUACACCUCUCCUUUGGAUCGGUGGCUUGCUGCAUUAAAAUAUAAGCCUAUAAUAUUAAAAAGGCAGCAUGCGUAUAGAGGAGUCUAAUGGGGUGCAAUCCUGGUAUGAUUCAUGAAGAUUGGCAUGUUGGCACCCAGCUUCUUAAAACCUUGACCUCACUGGCCUUACUAAUAGCUGUGGAUGUGCAUAUGUAUACUGUCUCACCUCUGUAAUAGUGCAAUAUCAAGAAAUUGCAUCUUGCUGUUUUUUUUUAGAUUCUGUACAAUUGGCUUGCCCUCUAAAGUCAGUUUGUUUUAACUACUGAAGUCCAUAAGCCAUUUAAACUAGACUUUUGAAUCCUGUACUUUGCCAAAUUUUAAAUCUUUGCAACGUUUGAACACCUACUUUAGAAAAACUGUUUAGUCAAAGGUUUGGAAUCUAGCAGCCCUGAUGCUGCGUGUUUUUGCCAAAGAAUUCUACAGAAAACUAAAACAUUGUUGAAAAGUAGAAGGAAAUCUUUGUAAUACUGCCCAUACCGUAAUUUUAUUUUUCUUUUCAUAACAAACUAUUCAAUGUUUCUUAGUAAUGUUUGAGAGCAUGACACAAAGAGAGUGUGAGACACAACCCACUGUGAUGUUCUCCUGCAAAGGUUUUAUUGAAAUAGAAGGCAAAUGUGGAAGAUGAUAGCUUCCAUGCCAUACCCCAUUAUUUCAAUGGGUUGUGCACAGAACUUCCCCGGUAGAUAGUUGUCAUAUAGACAUUCAUUAAAAGCAGUCCUUUCUCUCUUCAAAUGUACUACCGGCUUUUUAAUAGUUAAACUUCAUAAGUAAUGGAACCAUUCCUUUUUCUAUCUCUUAAUUUACAGUUGUUUUUUCAUAUCAGUUUUAAAGUUUGAAUACAAAGUGGGAUAUUCCUACUAAAUAGUUUUUUGGGGUUUUUUUUGAAGUGUGGUGGUGGUUUUUGUUUUUCUAAAACAAUAUUUUGAUACAAUCUGUCUUUAUGAAAUGUAUGUGGAAAUUUUGUUCAGAACUAUAGUUGAAGCUGUUACAUUUUGAAUAUAAUGCCUUGUAGCAAUUUUAAGACUUUAUUAUGUUGAGACCAAGAAAAAUAUGAACUGUAAAACAAACACUGCAUAUAGUUUGUAACACAUUUUGUUGGGUUUUCUAGGAAUAAUUGCAUACUGAGUGAAAGUAUUAUAGAUGUAACUGUUGUAACUGACCAAUAAAUGUCUGUUUGAAAUGGUAA